This is a messenger RNA of Plasmodium cynomolgi strain B, 2685 nucleotides long. RefSeq names its product glycine-tRNA ligase. Gene Ontology annotation, molecular function: ATP binding; glycine-tRNA ligase activity. The record is from RefSeq and is a predicted model, not a curated record. The transcript has a single exon. Gene Ontology annotation, biological process: mitochondrial glycyl-tRNA aminoacylation. Gene Ontology annotation, cellular component: mitochondrion; cytoplasm. The coding region runs from base 1 to 2685 and encodes 894 amino acids. NCBI's taxonomy places the organism in Eukaryota, Apicomplexa, Aconoidasida, Haemosporida, Plasmodiidae.
AUGAGACUGCUCGGGACGCUGCUAAUUUUGGUGCCCCUGCAAGUGAAGGCGAGUUGUGACGUUCUUAGCAGAGUAAACUCGAAACUGCCGAGGGCGGCCUUCAGUACCGUUCGCACGAACAGGCACAGUAGGGCCACGUACAUCGUACAGAGUCUAGUGUCAAGGGAGAGAAAAAGGAGGUACUACUCCUUUGUAAGCAGAAGGGUGAGUGCCCACAACGUGGCGUUAGGCAGUAAGCAGCUAAGUAGCGUGGCGUUAGGCAGUAAGCAGCUAAGUAGCGUGGCGUUAGGCAGUAAGCAGCCAAGUAGCGUGUCGUUAAGCAGUAAGCAGCCAAGUAGUGCUUACCCAAGCAGCGCUGCGUUGAGAAGCAUGAAACAAAGCCACGUUGAAGCAAGCGGCCCAGCCGCCGUGGAAGAGACCCGCAUAGAGGAGCAAAUCGAAAGGUGCAGCCGCGAAAUAUCGGCCCUGGUCGAGAGGAACGAAAGCAUCCGAGGAAUAAACGAUGAGGAGCUCAAAAAAGAAUACGACGCGAAUGAGCAGUCAUUGAAAGAGAAGAAGCAGAAGUUAAAAAUUCUGCACAGUGUCCCAAGCGAAUCACUAAACUUGGUGAAUAACAGAACCAAAGUGGAUAAUUUAGCCAAAAGGAAGCUCUUUUACACCAACUCGUUUGAGAUUUAUGGAGGUUCCUCAGGUCUAAUCGAUUACGGACCCUCCGGCUGUCUCCUAAAAUCAGAACUUGAGACCCUGUGGAGGUACCAUUUUAUUUUUUACGAUGAGAUGUUAGAGAUUUGCGGAACGUGCAUAACGCCUUACACUGUGUUGAAGACCUCGGGACAUGUGGACCGGUUCACUGACCUUAUGAUCAGGGAUGCCGUCACGGGGGACUUUUACCGAGCGGAUAAGUACAUCGCGGAGUACUUAACGAGUAGGGCCGAGGAGGGGAAGAAGAAGCAGGAAAAGGAUGCGGCGAAGAAAACAGAGGGGGGUGAGGGGCCGGUGGAUAAAAGGGACCACCAACUCGGGCACGAUGACCACCUGGGGAGGGAUGACCAACCCGGGCGGGGAAGCCGAAUGGAUGGGGAUGACGCCGACGAAAUGAUGGCCGUCGUGAGGAGGCUUGACGGAAUGAACGAGCAGGAAAUAAAGGACGUCAUCAAGAAGUACGACAUAAAGUCACCUGCCAAGAACGACUUCGUGGGUCCCUUCCCCUUCAAUCUCAUGUUCCAGACCAGAAUCGGUCCAAAGGAGGACGUAGAGAAUGACACUACUCACAGGGGAAAAUCAAAAGAGUCAUCCACAUCAACAGAUACGAGCCACCUCAACAGUAUUGCAUUUCUCAGGCCAGAAACUGCACAAGGAAUUUUCGUCAAUUUUAAAAAGCUGCUAGAGUACAACGGAGGGAAAAUGCCGUUCGCAGGGGCGCAAAUCGGAUUAGGGUUUCGAAAUGAAAUAUCUCCAAGAAAUGGCCUUCUGCGUGUACGAGAGUUUGAAAUGGCCGAAAUUGAGUAUUUUGUAAAUCCGGAGAAGAAAUACCACGAAAAAUAUCACCUAUUCAAGCAUCUCAUGCUUCCCUUGUACCCACGAGAGGAACAACUCUUAAGAGGAGUAGACAACCGUGUAGUUCACAUCGAGAUAGAAGAAGCAGUCACCAAGGGAAUUAUUGCUAAUGAAGCUUUGGCUUACUUCCUAGCAAGGACCUAUCUCUUCCUACUAAAGUGCGGUAUUAACAAAGAUGGCCUACGAUUUAGACAACACUUACCAACUGAAAUGGCUCACUAUGCGAAUGACUGUUGGGAUGCAGAAAUUUUGACAUCCUAUGGAUAUAUCGAGGUGGUGGGACAUGCCGAUAGGUCUGCAUACGAUUUGAAAAACCACAUGAAAAUGACAGGGGCCAAUUUAUAUGCCUGUGAGAAGUAUGAUACCCCCGUGGAAGAGGAGCAAAUUAAAAUAUCCCCAAAUAAGGCAAAGAUAGGGAUGAAAUUUAAAAGCCAACAGAAUGCUAUUUACCAAUGGUUGAAUGAGAGGACAAAGGAGGAGCUAUUAUUUAUCGAUGAAGAAUUGAACAGAAAGAAUUCCUACGUUGUGAGUAUAAGCUCUAAUGGUUCUUCCUCCCCUGCCUUGUCUUUUGAAUUGACAAGAGAUAUGAUCAAAUUUGAUAGGUGUAAAAAGAAAGUGCAGGAAAGGAAUUUCAUCCCUAAUGUGAUUGAGCCUUCGUUUGGAAUUGGUCGACUGAUUUUUUGCAUCAUCGAGCAUUCUUUUCGAACUCGCACUUUUACAGAUGACAAGGAGGAGAGACAUUACUUGUCGCUCCCCUAUGCAUUAGCUCCUGUCAAGUGUUCCGUGCUAACCAUAUCGAACCAUAAAACGUUCGUUCCUUUUGUGAAGCAGGUUCAAAUGACUCUAAAUGAGUUUAGCAUCUCCUCCAAAAUUGAUACCUCUAGUGUCUCCAUUGGUAAGAAGUACGCUCGGACGGAUGAAAUCGGGAUCCCCUUUGCAGUCACCAUUGACUUUCAGACUUUGAAGGAUAAAACGGUGACACUUCGGGAGAGGGACUCCAUGCUGCAGAUCAGGAUUGAUCUCUCCGAGUUGGAAGGAAUUGUAACUUCUCUGCUUCGGCAGAAGAAGACCUGGGCUGAGUACGUCGCCCAGUACGGCCUCUUCACGCAGCAGAAUUUGGACCCAUAG